Messenger RNA from Anarrhichthys ocellatus (wolf-eel), 1458 nucleotides. Its product is annotated as sterile alpha and TIR motif-containing protein 1-like. Gene Ontology annotation, cellular component: dendrite. The record is from RefSeq and is a predicted model, not a curated record. Gene Ontology annotation, biological process: negative regulation of MyD88-independent toll-like receptor signaling pathway; response to axon injury; signal transduction. NCBI's taxonomy places the organism in Eukaryota, Metazoa, Chordata, Actinopteri, Perciformes, Anarhichadidae. Gene Ontology annotation, molecular function: protein binding; NAD+ nucleosidase activity; signaling adaptor activity.
AUGGAAGAGAAAUGGGAGGCUGAAGGGGAUCUUCCUUUAACGUUAUAUUGCUGCAGCAAGCUGCCGGUAACGUUAACGUUAUAUAUCAACCUGACGCGACAUCAGGAAGAUGUGCAGUUGGCUCGCAGCGUCUCGGGGAUCCUGGAGCACAUGUUCAAGCACAGUGAGGAGACGUCCGUCCACCUCAUCUCCAACGGUGCCCUGGAUGCCCUCCUCUUCUGGUGCCGAGGUACGGCCCACUGUGCUGUGGCACUAGCAAACUGUGCCAUGUAUGGAGGCCACCGCUGCCAACGAUUGAUGAUCGAGAAACAGGCAGCCGAGUGGCUUUUCCCGCUGGGCUUUUCCAAAGAGGAUGAACUCAUUCGCUUCUACGCGUGUCUGGCUGUGACAGUGCUAGCUGCAAACCGAGAAAUUGAGAAAGAGGUGGUGAAAUCUGGAACCUUGGAGCUGGUGGAGCCAUUCAUUGCUUCUUUGGAUCCGGAUGACUUUGCCCGCAGUUUGUUGGACAGUGCAGACUGCAUGCAGGGUAAGACAGCAGCUGAUCUGCAGCAUCUUUUGCCCUUACUGGAUGGCACGAGAGUGGAGGGAAAGUGCAUUGCAGCCUUUUACCUUUGUGUUGAGACCAGCAUCAAGUCUCGUCAACGCAACACUAAGAUAUUUCAAGAGAUCGGAGCGGUGCAGAGCCUCAAAAGAAUUGUCAUGUACUCCAGUAAUGGCACAGCCAAGCGGGCACUGAGCAUGAUGGGGGAGGAAGUGCCGAAACAUAUCCUGCCAUGUGUGCCCAACUGGAAAACCUGUGAAGUGCUGACCUGGCUGCAGCAGGUUGGCUUCAGUGCCUACUGUGACCGUUUCCAGGAGCUCCAGGUGGAUGGAGACCUCCUGCUGAACAUCACAGACCAGGAACUGAGCGCUGAUCUUGGCAUGACUGCAAGCCUCACUCGCAAGUUUUUGAGAGACUUGCGUGUGUUGAAGACGUAUGCCAACUACUCCACAUGUGACCCAAACAAUAUGGCUGACUGGUUAGUUAUGGUGGACCCUCGUUUCCGUCAGUACACCUAUGGCCUGGUCCAGUCAGGCGUGGAUCGCAACAUUGUCCAGAGCCUGACCGAUCUGCAGCUCCAACACGACUGCCACAUAGACAACGGCGUCCACAGAGCCAGGAUACUCUCUGCCAACCGCAGGCCCUUAAAACCGUGCCACACAGAGCCCGACGUCUUCGUCAGCUAUCAUCGGACCACCGGCUCCCAGCUGGCCAGUCUUCUGAAGGUGCACCUGCAGGUUCGAGGAUACAGUGUCUUCAUAGAUGUGGAGAAGCUGGAGUCCGGUAAAUUCGAGGACAAACUGAUCCAGAGCGUACAGCGGGCACGUAACUUCAUCCUGGUCCUGUCCGCCAACGCACUCGACAAGUGCAUGGGUGACACUGCCAUGAAGGAUGUGCAUAAGUACCGAGCCAUUUGA